CUCCCACCCACGGCUCCCGCAUCCAGUUCCGCCAUGCACGACAUCUACAAUCGCUCUCAUAACAUUUUUCUCUUCUCUCUCUUUUCCUUCAAUCUCUGCGGCUUUCGCUCCCUUUGCGAAGUCUCUGGAUGAAGCGCCCGGCGAGAGCUGGGCCGCAAUUUAAUUGCCAGUGAUGUCAGACUCAGUCGACAGGGUGUUUAGCCAUGCCCUCAAUACAGUCAACAAGAUCCGUACCGGGUCUCAGAAACCGCCAUCUGCCACUCGAUUGAAGCUCUAUGGCUUGUACAAACAGGCUAUGGAGGGCGAUGUGGACGGGAUAAUGGAUCGUCCUUCGGGGAAUGGGGAAGACGUCAAGCGCGCGCAAGAGAAAUGGGAUGCAUGGAAACAGCAGAACAACCUCUCACGAACAGAAGCAAAGCGGCGCUACAUCACCACCCUGAUUGACACAAUGCACAAAUAUGCCUCCCCGUCGCCAGACUCCCGCGAACUUGUCGCCGAACUCGAAUUCGUGUGGGAUCAAGUGAAAUCAAACGUGCCUUCCUCCUCGUCAUCAUCACCACUUCAGACAUUAGACAGCGUUGGACUACAUAUGCCACCCAACUACUCUCGAAUCGGAGGAAAGGAAGGCCGAGACCCAGAGGAUGAAAGGCUACAGAUCCGCAGCCCGAUGUCGCAAUCCGAAGAAGAGCAAAUGGAAGACGACAUAGAAGCCGAAGAAUUCGUCGACGCACCGGACUCCCAGUACAACCCCAACACGGAGCCGGACAACGACGGCGAGACCGACAACGAAGACGCAGGCGUCCAGACCGAUCUCAGACAGGAACCCCCGGUCCCGAUCUCCAAAUCGAAAGCCCUCAUCCGCCGGCCCUCCCACAAAGCCGCAGCCCAACCCGAAAGCCCCGCAGACCAGAAGUGGAGGAAGAGAGUCGAGCAAGCGCUCGUCAAGAUGACGGCCGAAGUCGCGGCUCUGCGCGAACAGCUCGAGUCUCGGCGGCUCUUUAGUCAUAGCCGGAAAUACACGUUCUUCCGCUUCAUCUGGAGAGUCGUCUGGGGGACUUUGAAACACGCCGCGAUAGACAUCCUCGUGUUAGGCAUCGUCUUGCUAUAUCUACGGCGGAGGAAGGACACACGUCUCGAAGGUGCGGUGAGAGUGCUGUUAGGAGACGCUGUGGCCCAGGUCCAGAAAGUAGGCGUGGGCAAGAUAGCACUGCCUAGCUUGAAAGGAAAGAAACCAGGCUGAUCACCACAGCCCUCAUUCGAAAAGAGUCGCUAUGAACUUUGAAGAUAGAAGCGAUUCGAGGCAAAGUCUAUCUUCACAUGUAGCAUUCGGAGCCUGUAUGAUUCGCAGAGUUGAAUGAGAGUACUCGUUACUCAACAUGUUGUACAUACCUACAUAUAUAAACCUAGAUAUUCACGCAGCCCAAUGAACGAACGCAUGUAUCCUGCAC
Molecule: messenger RNA, 1448 nt
Organism: Aaosphaeria arxii CBS 175.79
Lineage: Eukaryota; Fungi; Ascomycota; Dothideomycetes; Pleosporales
Exons: 4
Coding region: 173-1240 (355 amino acids)
Biological process (GO): fatty acid metabolic process
Molecular function (GO): fatty-acyl-CoA binding
Source: RefSeq, a predicted model, not a curated record